Molecule: messenger RNA, 1311 nt
Organism: Dichotomopilus funicola
Lineage: Eukaryota; Fungi; Ascomycota; Sordariomycetes; Sordariales; Chaetomiaceae
Exons: 1
Coding region: 1-1311 (436 amino acids)
Source: RefSeq, a predicted model, not a curated record
AUGCAUGACGAGUUCGCCACAGCCCAGAAUCUGCUCGCCAAGUGGCGCCUGGCAGCCGCCUGUCUCUCACACAUCCCCGCCGGGCGCCUCGAGCUUGCCUUAGUCUGCGAUAUUGACCCUCACCACGAACGGGCACGAGAAGUCGCGUCGCUCGUCACCGCGCCGCUCCGCAUCAUCCCCCAGCUAAGAGAUUGUCGCAUCCGGCUUUGCAAGCUACCAGACGCAGGCCUCCAGCAGAUCGCCCAAGACGGCGUCUUCCAGGCACGCCGUAUCGCGCCCCCUCCGUACUACUCUCCCAAGCCGUCCGCCAGGACCCAGGCAACUUUGGUUGGCCUCCCGCGCGAACUCCGCCUUCGUGUCCUGGAGUACACCGAUCUCAUCGCCCCGGACAGAGAAGUCACAUGGAGCAGGCAGGACAAAGCCUACCUUACAGCUGCCCGUGGGGACGACUUGGAUAGGGACAACGUACGCGUGUUUUAUCACUGCUGGACUUCUUCCAGCUCAUCGCCGUCUUACCUCGGCUGUUUCUGCCGCCGUCGCCAUGCCGCCUUCUCCCUCGCAUGUAAGUGUUGGGCACCGCCUAGCCCGCUGUUUCUCGUCUGCCGUAUCUUGUGUGAGGACGCCCAGUUCACCUUCUUCUCCCGCAACCGCUUCAUCAUCCACGACUACAAGACCUCCAGGACCUGGGCCCUGCCUUGCUUCCCCGAAUACUCAGACGAAGAAGUUGAACCACCUGAAGACUCCCGGUACGAGUAUCCAGGCACUCGCUUCGCCGCCUCGCAGUUUUUCCGUGAAGUCGUCCCCACACACUGCCUCGCCCACCUCCGCUUCCUCGAGCUCGUUUUUCCGCCCUACCUCGCCCAGACCUGGCCCCGGGGUGAUGACCACCCAGUGCUGCAGGACUGGCAAGCGACCAUCGGCUGGCUCCUCGACAAGGUCAAUGCCCCAGCUCUCACGCUACGACUCGCUGGAGUAGAGGUCCAUUACGGGAGCCCACCCGAGUACCACAACCGCAUCUCCAAAUCCGACGCCAUCGACAUUGCGACGGCCCACAUGGAUCUCACGCGUCCCCUAAGGGCGUUGGGGGAUAUUGGUCUCGCCCGAUUUUUUGCGUACUUUCCUUGCCUUUGGGAGCUCGUACUGGCGCGUCAUCAACAUUAUGAAUGGAGGCCGCAGCUGGAAGCCAAGCAGAGGCAAUUCAAGGCUUCCUUUGAGCGCGUGGUUCUAGGGGAUCGCUACGAAACCCAGUAUGCAAACGGCAGAGAGGAGCCCGAGCCGAGCUUUUGGGCCAAGGCGCAUCAACGGAUUUAG